Molecule: messenger RNA, 1415 nt
Organism: Pteronotus mesoamericanus
Lineage: Eukaryota; Metazoa; Chordata; Mammalia; Chiroptera; Mormoopidae
Gene: GABRR3
Product: gamma-aminobutyric acid type A receptor subunit rho3
Biological process (GO): chemical synaptic transmission; regulation of membrane potential; signal transduction
Cellular component (GO): plasma membrane; neuron projection; synapse
Molecular function (GO): chloride channel activity; neurotransmitter receptor activity; GABA-A receptor activity
Source: RefSeq, a predicted model, not a curated record
AUGAUCCUGGCUUCCCUGUCGGUCUUCUUCAUCUGCUCAUAGAUCACUUUGCCACGAAAUGCUUGUGCUGUUGCUGAAAUCAAGAAGCCUCCCCAGCCGUGCUCCCCUUCAAUGAAAUGAACACGCAAACAAGAAACCAGAAUGAGGAAAGGUGACAAUACCAAAGUGUGGCCCCUGAAAUAUGAGCAACUUCUCCAUAUGGAGGACCACGAUUUUACAAUGAAACCUGGAUUUGGAGGUGAUUCUCCAGUGCCAGCGGGAAAUGACGUCCAGAUUGAAAGCAUUGACAGCAUUUCAGAGGUUAACGUGGACUUUACAAUGACUUUUUAUCUCAGGCAUUACUGGAAAGAUGAAAGGCUCUCCUUUCCUAGCACAACAAGCAAAAGCAUGACUUUCGAUCAUAGAUAAUUCAAAAAGAUUUGGGUGCCUGACAUUUUUGUCAGUUCUAAAAGAUUCUUCAUUCAUGAUAUGACUGUGGAGAACAUUAUGCUGUGCAUACACCUUGAUGGAAAUGUCCUCUUUAGUCUCAGGAUAACUGUUUCUGCCAUGUGCUUUAUGGAUUUCAGAGGGUUUCCUCUUGACACUCAAAAUUGUUCCCUUGAACUGGAAAGCUAUGCCUACAAUGAAGAGGAUCUCAUGCUAUCCUGGAAACAUGGAAACAGGUCCUUAAAUACUGAUGAGCAUGUUUCCCUUUCUCAGUUCUUUGAGGAGUUCAGUGCAUCCAGUGGUGCCUUCUAUAGCAGCACAGGAUGGUACGAUAGGCUUUUCAUUAACUUUGUGCUAAGAAAACAUAUUUUCUUCUUUGUGCUGCAAACCCCUUUCCCCGCUAUGUUGACAGUAACACUUUCAUGGGUUUCAUUUUGGACUGACAGACGAGCUGUUCCUGUCAGAGUUUCCCUGGGAAUCACCCUGGCGCUGACCGUGUCCGUGAUCAGCUCUGGCACGAGGGCUUCCGUGCCCCAGGUGUUCUACAUCAAGGCCGUGGGGCCGCGGACGGUACCUGCGGGGCCCCCGCUCUCUGUGUUCCCGUCAGCCACUGAGCAUGCAGCCCGGAACGACCUCGUCACGGUGGAAGAGCGGACACAGCGCGGGGAGACACGGAAGAUACUGCCUUGCUUUGAUUAUCAUAUAACUUUAAGUAUGGCCUUUGAUGGUUGUUCCCUUGACAGGGAGACUGAAGGGCAGAAUUCCUUUUCUCUUGGCUCAGAAGAAGCCUCCAUUGGAGGAAGAGUCACAGGCAGCCCCAGGGCAGAUUCAUCUCAGAUAAAGAGAAGGUCUCUCUGGUAGAAUCUUUUGGAGAACAACCAUGUUAUGACCUAUUCCAGGAUUUUAUUUCCCAUUGUGUAUAUUUUAUUUAAUUUAUUUUACUGGGGUAUGUAUGUGUGAGGAGGAAUUCCCAAUAUAUAAAACCAGUU